AUGCCACAAGUUGCUUCCUCCACUACCACCACUGUUGGCAAGUCUCCUCGGCCGUACCAGCACUGGCCAUAUGUGGUGGAGCACUCGGACAGCCACCGCUUUGUAGAGGCGCUGCCCACGGAAAGGGCGGGGUUCAACCAGGCGGCUGUCCUCCGCCGCUUGCGGGUCAGCGAGCUUGAUGGCCGUCUCGUAGCGUCGUGCAAAGAGACGCUCCUGAGAGUGUGCGCACGCAGUAUAUGGAUGCUGAAAGUGCUGGUUGCAGCCACGCGCGCGGUUACGAUCGAGGACCUCGAGGUCAGGGUUGCCUCCAAAGCCGACUCGACCUUGUGUAGGGACACUGCACAGGAAAGAGUGAUGUGUACACUGCUUGACCUAUUCGAUCAUAUUCGAGAUCACUUACAGGCGGAGUCGUUGCACGGAGGCACUGCCAAUCGUCGUGGCAUACUGCAAACUCGUAGUAUCACCCCGGAGGGCCGCCAGCACUGUACCACUCACCUCCCACAAUUCGCAUCGAACUUCAUCAUUACGCGGGGCCGUGACGAGCUCUCCGCAUUAGAACCGGAGACGUCGCAUCAAGGGCAAUGGCAUCCGGACGCGUUUGUGAAAGUGAGGGUGUCUUCGAAGCAACACCCGUUCUUGGGGGAGGACGGAAAGCCCACCCCUCUCCUGACGCAAGCCGCUCUUCACGCACGCGAGCACCUCUCCACCCGCCCCUUCUCCCUCUUCUACAUCACUCUCAUGAUUUACGGGAGCGAGUUCUGCGUCGCCAUCUUUGACCACCUGGGCUGUCAACUUUCCCCGAGCCUCGACAUGUGGAAGAACCUGGACACGUUCAUCCGCGUCGUGCACAACCUGACACGCGUCCUCACGAAUGCGGAGCUCGGUCUUGACCCCUCAAUCACAGCGAUCGACAUCGGCGUUCCCCUCUCAUGGCAGCCAGAUCCUGACGCUGUGGUCUUCAGCAUACCGCCUGUCGGGUCCGACAAGCGGACCUGGCUCACUGUUGACACUCCCUCACGGUCCUCGAUGUCUCUCUUCGGUGACGGCACCACAGUAUGUCACGUACGAGAGGACAACGGGAGGCACGAACCCGUAGGACGCGUCAUGACGAUGAAGUCUUCCUGGCGCUCCGACGAGUAUCGCUCCGAGUCCGAGGUCCACAAGCUUAUAAAGGGCCAGCAUCCGGCCCUGGGCAAGUUUAUCACAGGCGCAGACGUUACAUACAACCGUACCGGACGCCGCGGGAGCCGCACCUCAUCGCCACUCACCAUACACGCCCUUCGAGGGGGUCCACUCGGGCGGGGAGACGAGCCCAUGGUCUUGCAUCGUGUAGUGCUCCAGUCUAGGGGGAAACCGCUCUGGGCAUACGACACGGACGAACAGCUGUUUCACGGGCUACUGGAUACAUUGUCGGCGCACAAGUUUCUGUGCGACCAAGGGAUUCUGCACUCGGCCAUCAAUGCGGAGAGCAUUCUUCUCGCUGCAGAUCCCAAAGAGCAGGGAGCCAUCGGGUUCCUGACCGGGCUUCAGGACGCUCGCGUCGGGUUCAGCAAACACACUAUUGCCGUGGAACGCGCCGCCCUCAAUCAAGCUCGCGGAGAUGAUUUCAUUCGUUCUCGCUUCAUACUCGCAGGACGAGGUGAUGCAACCAUCUCGGGAGCACCUCAAUUUAUGUCGCGCCGCCUCCUGCGGCAUCUUGCCAGCGGCGAAACGUUGGCCCAGCCUCCCAAGGUGGACGACGACGUAGAGUCCUUUUUCUGGGUCCUGCUUUACGCCGUCCUCAGGAAGCUCGUCGCUACCAUGACCGGCGACGGCCCCCAGCAACAACGAAUCCACACGAUCUUCAGCGAAAUAUAUGGCGGCCCGUCGGCAAGCCAAAUCCUUGACGGCCGGGCGGCGGGGUUUUCCAUUCUCCUCGAGCACGACCUCCUUAAUGGCAACAUUUUCAUCCACAGCACCUCCCUUCCGCUUCGAAUGCUUCUAUGGCGAUAUAUCCGUGAUAGCAGCAUAGCGCGUAUGUUGGGUUGCACCAGGCCCAGAGCUGCACCCGGCUACGUGGGCGUUUGGGCUGGCCCCGAGGCCGAGCCGGUGUCCGAGGCGUUCAGUCACCGCAGGCUGAAGGAAAGCCUGGAGAAGGCCAUCGUUUCCCUCAGAAACGAGAUACCCGUCGACGUCCGGGCCAUUGGUAUGAACAAGUCGUUACUUCGCGAUUUCACUGGAAGCUGGGGCUGGCGUGCGUAG
This is a messenger RNA of Trametes versicolor FP-101664 SS1, 2241 nucleotides long. RefSeq lists its product as uncharacterized. The coding region runs from base 1 to 2241 and encodes 746 amino acids. The transcript has 4 exons. The record is from RefSeq and is a predicted model, not a curated record. NCBI's taxonomy places the organism in Eukaryota, Fungi, Basidiomycota, Agaricomycetes, Polyporales, Polyporaceae.